AUGUUGUUGGUAUGUGCUGCUCGAUAUUCAAAAAUUUUGCGACCUAUAGGAAAACUUGCAUCUUUUCGUCACACAUCUUUAAUAUUGCCAUCUAAUGGUUCCUUAAGGACAAAAUGGUUGUCGGGAAAGGAAGCAGAGGGCCCAGAAAUAGCAGUUGGUUUGAGAAGCGGAGCAGACGAUGAUCCGAUUACAAAUACGAUGGAUGAACCAUAUCUUGGUGAACCGGAUGAUCCACCAGUACACAUGUGGUAUUAUCGAGAAGCACCACCUCAAAGUACUAUGCGAUUGGAAAACGUUAUGCUUACUUUAACAAGUGCAUUAAUGUGGGGCUGGUUUGUAUAUCAUUUGUAUUACAACUAUGGUGAACUAAUUGGUGAAUAUUAUGUUCCUGCUCCAGAAGAAUUUUCGGAUGAAGAGCUUGGAAUCCCACCAGACGAUGCCCCAGACCCAGAAUACUGGGGUGAUCAUCCAUUGUCUAGAGGCAUGUAG
Acanthocheilonema viteae is the source of this 489-nucleotide messenger RNA. NCBI's taxonomy places the organism in Eukaryota, Metazoa, Nematoda, Chromadorea, Rhabditida, Onchocercidae. The record is from the annotation of a GenBank genome assembly.